Molecule: messenger RNA, 2180 nt
Organism: Fusarium redolens
Lineage: Eukaryota; Fungi; Ascomycota; Sordariomycetes; Hypocreales; Nectriaceae
Product: general substrate transporter
Exons: 4
Coding region: 330-1967 (545 amino acids)
Biological process (GO): transmembrane transport; carbohydrate transport
Cellular component (GO): membrane
Molecular function (GO): carbohydrate:proton symporter activity
Source: RefSeq, a predicted model, not a curated record
CUUCACUGUCAUUCCAGUCAGCAGCUCCGCAGGUACUUACGUCCUGCCUUAUUAUCACUUAGUCUAGAUCAUGAUGAGACCCGCAAUUCACAUGAUGCCACCGGACUGGUGUAUUAUCGACACAUUUAUCUGAUGCCGCGACAGUCCCCUUUAAUUAAAGUAUAAAAUGGGAACUCACUUAUUUGUCUCUGCAGCACUGUCCCAAGUCUAAGCUUGCGAGAUAAGCUAUCAAUUCCAAUUCCUCACAUCCAGCAAUACCUCUUUGACAAGGCUCCUUUGUUGUCAAGGUUACGCCUGGCAUUAACGAACUAAUCUUGGGAAACGCUGUAAUGGAAGACAAGAUCCAGACACACAUCCACAAUGAAGACGGCACGGAUCUCAAAGAAGUGAAGGAGACCAAAGUGGUCGCGGGUAACGAAGCGUUCGCCAAAGCGAUGAUUGAGGAUCCUCCCUCGGCAUGGAAUCGGGGUCAGAUCUUGAUCUAUUGCUUCUCUUUCGUCGGCUUCCUCUGCAGCACAAUGAACGGUUACGACGGAAGCUUGAUCAACAACCUCCUGCAGAACCCCUGGUUUCGCGAGAAAUACGGUGUUGAGAGCAGCGGCAUCUGGGCAGGCAUCGUCUCAGCCAUGUACCAGAUCGGUGGUGUUGUUGCGCUGCCCUUUGUCGGCCCCGUCCUCGACGGCUUCGGCCGUAGAGUUGGAAUGCUCUCUGGAUCUGCCCUCAUUGUUGUUGGUACCAUUAUUCAAGGUUUGUCCCAUUCCUCGGGCCAGUUCAUGGGAGGACGCUUCUUGUUGGGAUUCGGCGUAUCACUUGCAGCUUCUGCGGGACCCAUGUACGUCAUUGAGAUUAACCAUCCAGCAUACCGUGGACGGGUUGGAGCCAUGUACAACACCUUAUGGUUCUCAGGAGCUAUCAUCGCCGCCGGGUCUGCUAGAGCUGGAUUGAAUACAGGAGGAGACUACUCGUGGCGGCUCAUUACCUGGCUCCAAGCCCUGUGCUCUGGCCUCAUCGUCAUCUUUAGUCUACUUCUACCCGAGUCCCCACGAUGGCUGUACGUCCACAACAAGAGAGAGGCUGCCGAAGCCAUCUUGACACGGUACCAUGGCCAUGGAAAUCCAGAGUCACCCUGGGUUCUGCUUCAAAUUGCCGAAUAUGAAGAGUCGUUGAACUUGGAUGGCAGCGACAAGCGAUGGUGGGACUACCGCGCUCUCUUUCGCGAUAGACCUGCUGUCUAUCGUCUUUCGUGCAACUUGGCCAUCUCCAUCUUCAGUCAAUGGGCAGGAAACGCUGUGCUUUCCUACUUUCUUGGUGCAGUGCUCGAGACGGCUGGCUACACUGGAACGAUUGAGCAGGCCAACAUUACGUUGCUCAACUAUUGCCAACAGUUCAUCUGGGCUGUCCUCGGUGCUUGCCUCGUUGACAAGAUCGGACGUCGCCCUCUUCUUUUGUUCUCCUUCUCUGCCUGCACUGUUGUCUGGUUGGGCAUGACCAUCGCCUCGUCCGAGUUCGCCAAGUCCUACGUAGGUACUGAUGGGGAUGGAAAGGCAAUCUACUCCAACACUACAGCAUCCAAGGCUUCUUUAGCAAUGGUCUUCAUCUUUGGCGCCGUCUUCUCGUUUGGAAUCACGCCCCUCCAGGCUCUUUACCCCGUCGAAGUGCUCUCUUUCGAGAUGCGUGCCAAGGGAAUGGCCUUUUCCAACCUUGCUGUUAAUGCUGCCGGCCUGCUGAACCAGUUUGCUUGGCCUGUGGCCAUGAAGGAAAUCGGUUGGAAGACAUACAUUAUUUUUACUAUAUGGGAUCUCAUCCAAGUUGCUCUGAUCUAUGUCUUCAUCCCUGAGACCAAAGGUCGAACUCUUGAGGAACUUGAUGAGAUAUUUGAGGCCCAAAGCCCGGUGAAAAUGUCAACCCAAAAGAAAACAAUUGCAAUCGAUAGUCAAGGGGCAGUAUUGAAGGUUGAGAAGGUUUAGUCUUUUUGCAUUGUUUCAUCUUGCCGGCAAGAGUAACUGUGUCUCGGAGGAACAGAUCUGUGAUGGUUGAGAUGCUUUGGAUAUGAGCAUUUCUGGGGACUCUGGUAACAGGCCUUUUUGUUUCGGUAGUGUAGUAUGCUUUCAAGCGAGCUUGAUGUAUCAUCUGACCAAGAAAACCCGUUUUCAAACAUAAGGGAUUUUACAUUGCAUGUC